UCCCAGUGUUCCCCUUGUGUUGUUGUGAUGAAAAAUGUCAACAAAACGAACAACACCGGCUCUUGCAUUGGUUCCUUUUUCUUUUUGCAUCAAUUUACUGCCGCUUUGCCGUAUCUGUGAAUUAUUAUCAGGCCCGCAGUAGGAAGAUUAACCAUUCGUUAUGUUGGGCCUGAAAAGCUACCGGUUUAUACGCAAUUUAGCUAAAAGUAUACCAUCAUUUCUUUCCCGCGAUUGUACAACCACACCAGAGAGCACUGGAACAGAUCAACAAAUGGCAAACCCCCACCCGGAAGAACCAAUCGUCGUCGAGAAGGAAAACAACAUCACGCUGAUCGGUAUCAACCGGCCGAAGGUGAGAAAUGCCAUCGAUUCUAUAACGGGCCGAAAGCUAUCGGCCGCAAUAGCAGAGUUCGAGAACGACCCAAAGGCGGACGUCGGUGUGCUGCACGGCAUCGGAGGCAGCUUCUGCUCCGGGUACGAUCUGAGCGAGCUGGCCGGGCAGCAAGAACCACAGCAGACACUGUCGAUCGUGCACCAUCCGGAAGGGGUGAUGGGUCCGACGAGACGCAUGAUCCGGAAACCGCUGGUCUGUGCCAUUACCGGGUACUGUGUGGCCGGUGGGCUGGAGCUGGCGUUGAUGUGCGAUCUGCGCGUAAUGGAGGAGAAUGCCGUGCUGGGGUUCUUGAAUCGCCGAUUCGGCGUUCCGUUGAUUGACGGCGGCACGGUCCGCCUGCCGGCACUGAUCGGGCUUUCGCGGGCGCUGGAUCUGAUCCUUACCGGUAGGACCGUUACCGCUAAGGAAGCGCUCGACAUUGGCCUCGUGAAUCGUGUCGUGGCGGUCGGGGCAGGCCUUGGCCAGGCGUACAAUCUGGCGAUGAGCAUCGCUAAGUAUCCGCAGCUCUGCAUCCGGCACGAUCGGGAUGCCGCGUACUAUGGUACGUUUUCGGCGGAAUCCUUCGAGCAGGCACUGGAACGGGAGGCUGCGAACGUUACGGUGGAGCUGCUGCAGGAAGCGAAGGAGGGGGCGGACAAAUUUCGGCAAGGAAUCGGUCGCGGCGGUAGCUUUAGCGGGAUCAAGGAGCGCAAGCUGCCGGAUUGGGAACGGGCGGAGAUGAAGCACGAAUCGAAACUUUAGGCCUAUGGGUGGGUGGGCUGGUUGGUAGGUGUAGUAGGCUGUGGAAGAAAUUGAUUUUUUUAAACAGUGUACAGUGCGAGGGUGCAUAGAGAAAGUUGGAAUGUAGUGCUACUGUAAUUACGAAAUUGUUAAGUUUGCCACAUGUUAACAGUUUGGAGAUAAGGAAAACACACGCAUAAAGGUAUGUAUAAUUAAGGGAAGAAAGAAGUAUCUUUAUGGAAAAAGAGAUAUUAGAAAGAAAAAAGGAAUUUUGCCUCUCCCCGACGGGGAAUCGAACCCCGGUCUCCCGCGUGACAGGCGGGGAUACUGACCACUAUACUAUCGAGGACAUGUGUUGAGGGCAGUGCUAUUUUCGGAUUGGAUGUCGAUGUCUGCCAUGUUGGGCUGAAUGGAGAAAUGGGAUGGAGAAAAAAAACCCGACAUUGAACCACACAUUGUCCGCCAAAAGUGAUUUGUCAUCAGAAGGAAAAGAAAGCAAAUGAAAACACCACAAUUUAUCUAACAAUUGGUUUACUAAAAGAUCCUUUUCUUGAACCAAUCUGAGCCUCAACGGUCAGUUGUCACAUUCUUGUUCACGUGUACCAUCCACAUGCAUACACACACACAUACAUAGGGUUUACUGAAAGGGUGUUCUUAUUGGAAGAGACAUUCAUUUCCACAUUCACAUAAUUUCCUUUUUCUCAAACCCCCGUCGAGUGUAAGUGAUUUUAGCCGACAAGCUGCUUGAUCUACACAAACAACGAGAAUAGGGGGGACACAGUGUGUUUUUUUUUCUUGUUUUAAUAAUAAUGCAUAUAAUCUACAUCUAGGACAGUGGAUUUCUACUAACAGACACAGUGUGUGAGAGUUAAUCGCUUCUGCUCCUAAAAAGGCAUGCCACUCUGUUUAUCUCUCUCUCUCUCUCUCUCUCUCUCUCUUUCUACGUAGCGAGCACGUGUUUGAGGUCACGAUUUAGUGUGGAAACAUGGAAAAGUUAG
Messenger RNA from Anopheles arabiensis, 2112 nucleotides. Its product is annotated as putative enoyl-CoA hydratase/isomerase YngF. The transcript is spliced from 2 exons. NCBI's taxonomy places the organism in Eukaryota, Metazoa, Arthropoda, Insecta, Diptera, Culicidae. The coding region runs from base 161 to 1135 and encodes 324 amino acids. The record is from RefSeq and is a predicted model, not a curated record.